Drosophila persimilis is the source of this 533-nucleotide messenger RNA. Its product is annotated as peptidyl-prolyl cis-trans isomerase. Gene Ontology annotation, molecular function: peptidyl-prolyl cis-trans isomerase activity. The transcript has a single exon. NCBI's taxonomy places the organism in Eukaryota, Metazoa, Arthropoda, Insecta, Diptera, Drosophilidae. The record is from RefSeq and is a predicted model, not a curated record. Gene Ontology annotation, cellular component: intracellular membrane-bounded organelle. Gene Ontology annotation, biological process: protein peptidyl-prolyl isomerization; protein folding. Bases 39 to 533 code for a protein of 164 amino acids.
AUCUGGCUUUAGUGCGUUCGCUUAGUAAUAUAGCAAAGAUGUCCUUGCCGCGAGUUUACUUCGACAUUACCGCCGGAAACGAGAAGCUGGGACGUAUCGUCAUGGAGCUGCGCUCCGAUGUGGUGCCUAAGACGGCUGAGAACUUCCGCGCCCUGUGCACCGGCGAGAAGGGUUACGGCUACAAGGGCUCUCCCUUCCACCGUAUCAUACCCAACUUCAUGUGCCAAGGUGGGGACUUCACCAACCAGAACGGAACCGGCGGGCGCUCCAUCUACGGCAACAAGUUCCCCGACGAGAACUUCGAGCUGCAGCACACUGGACCGGGCAUCCUGUCGAUGGCCAAUGCUGGGGCCAACACCAACGGAUCGCAGUUCUUCAUCUGCACUAGCAAGACCAACUGGCUGGACCGGAAGCAUGUGGUCUUUGGCAAGGUCGUCGAGGGCAUGGAGAUUGUCCAAAAGGUCGAAUCGUACGGCUCCACCACUGGCAAGACCUCCGAGCCAGUCAUAAUUGAGGAUUGUGGCGCUCUAUAA